Molecule: messenger RNA, 9274 nt
Organism: Salvelinus fontinalis (brook trout)
Lineage: Eukaryota; Metazoa; Chordata; Actinopteri; Salmoniformes; Salmonidae
Product: clustered mitochondria protein homolog
Exons: 28
Coding region: 1137-5348 (1403 amino acids)
Biological process (GO): intracellular distribution of mitochondria
Cellular component (GO): cytoplasm
Molecular function (GO): mRNA binding; protein binding
Source: RefSeq, a predicted model, not a curated record
UUUAAGUUGUAUCGUAAUGCUAGCGGCGUCGGUUGCAAGUUAUGAAAUUGUGCACAUAGCUAGUAACUAAUUACCGCGUUAGCAAGCUAGCUGCACACAUGUAGAGUUAAUUCAAAGUAGUCAUCUCAUUUGUCAAUGAGUUGAUUAGUCUGCUAGCUAACUAGCUGAAAAUGCAGUAAUGGGCCUCAGUAUUCAAACCAGUUUUCUAUACAACCAAGAUGUGUCAAUUCAACAAUGACAGCUUGCUUGAGCUGCUGUACUUGCUAGCUAGUAGUUGUUGGGUUGGCUAAACUAACGUUAACAUGUAGCUAAGUGGUUAGCUUAGGCUAUAUCAAGAGUUUAGCUAACAAUCAAAUGACUAUUAGAAUUAUUUAGAUAAGCUGUUCGACUAACUAGUUUGCUCACUAGCUGUAUGCCAAACAAAGACACAACCAUUGUAACACACAACCAGCUAGCUAGCUUCGAAAUAGUUAGCCAAGCUUGUGGUGAUGCUGACUCGUUGUAGAAAAAUGGCUGAUAUAAAUGUGGUUAUAGAGUAAUAAGUGUAUCCACUAUCUUAACAGUGUAGUGCGAGCACCUCACGUUCUGACGCACAUGGGACCACAGCUGUUCUGUACCUGCAUGAAAGAACGAAUGGACUGAAGGUCACCUUCAGUGGAACUGCACAUUUCAAGAAAUAGAGGGGUUCUAAUCGAUGUGAAGUAAUUUCACACGCCGUUUUCUAUUAAUAUUAACGACUUUUUUCCAGUUAGUCCAUCAAAUGCAUGCUAUUUUUGUGACCUAGUAAUAUCGAAGUGACUAGAUCACCAAUGUCCCCGUUAGUUGGCAUGAUACCUUCCCGAUCCCCCCUCCCGUUCAGAAUCGGAGAGGUUGGCUGUUCCUCGACCGGGAAGCGGAAGCUGACCCUUUGAGAAAAGUCAUGGUGCUUGCACGGAGAGAGAAGGUUAUUCUUGAGACAUUCUGAGUCAUAUAGCCGAUUCCCCCAACCACCCCCUCUACGUGGUAACCCUGACACUGCGUUACCCUUGACGUUGAACAAGGGCGCGCCGGUUGCAGUUGUCUAGGAGAGAAAACAGCCCCUCCACACUGCAGGCCCCACUUGUUGUUAUUUAUGGCACAGUGCAAGCACAGUGGUGAUGAAUGGGGGCAGGGCCCACUAUCAUUCGGAGGAGGAGUCCAAGCAGGAUGGGGGUGGUGACAUGGACGGUGGGGAGGAUUCUAACGAACAGGAAGUGAUUGUGAUUCAGGAUACAGGUUUCACCGUGAAAAUCCAGGCACCCGGGACGGAGCCUUUUGACCUCCAGGUUUCACCCCAGGAGAUGGUGCAGGAGAUCCACCAGGUGUUGAUGGACCGUGAGGACACCUGUCAUCGUACCUGUUUCUCCCUGCAGCUGGACGGCAACGUGCUGGAUAACUUUGCUGAGCUCAAAUCCAUCGAGGGCCUGCAGGAGGGCUCCCUUCUCAAAGUAGUGGAAGAGCCCUACACAGUGCGCGAGGCCCGUAUCCAUGUGCGUCAUAUCAGAGACCUGCUGAAAAGCCUGGACCCAUCUGAUGCCUACAAUGGAGUGGACUGCAACUCUCUCUCCUUCCUCAGUGUCUUCACCGACGGGGACCUAGGAGACAGUGGUAAGCGGAAGAAGAAGGGCAGUGAUCUGGAGCAGAUAGACUGUACCCCUCCAGAACACAUCCUACCUGGCAGCAAAGAACGCCCCCUGGUGCCCCUCCAGCCACAGAACAAGGACUGGAAGGUAAUAAUGACGCCCAUGCAGUGCCUGAAGGUCCUGACUAUGAGUGGCUGGAACCCCCCCCCUGGCAACAGGAAGAUGCAUGGUGAUCUGAUGUACCUGUAUAUGGUGACUGUUGAGGAGAGACACAUCAGUAUCACCGCCUCCACACGUGGCUUCUACCUCAACCAGUCGACCACCUACACCUUCAACCCCAAGCCAGCCAACCCCAGCUUCCUGAGCCACUCGUUGGUUGAGCUGCUGAGCCAGAUUAGCCCUGCCUUCAAGAAGAACUUCACUGUCCUGCAGAAGACAAGGGUCCAGCGGCAUCCGUUUGAAAGGAUAGCCACACCCUUCCAGGUGUACAGUUGGACCGCCCCCCAGGUGGACCACACCAUGGACUGUGUCAGAGCUGAGGACGCUUACACCUCCCGUCUAGGCUACGAGGAACACAUACCUGGACAGACGCGAGACUGGAAUGAGGAGUUGCAGACGACCAGAGAGCUGGCCCGGAAGAACCUGCCUGAACGCCUGCUGAGAGAGAGGGCCAUCUUCAAGGUCCACAGUGACUUUGCGGCUGCUGCCACUCGCGGUUCCAUGGCGGUGAUCGACGGCAACGUGAUGGCCAUCAAUCCUGGUGAGGAGACGCGUAUGCAGAUGUUUAUCUGGAACAACAUCUUUUUCUCUCUGGGCUUCGACGUCCGCGACCACUACCGUGAGCUGGGCGGAGACGCUGCUGCGCACGCUGCACCCACCAAUGACCUCAACGGUGUCCGGGCUUAUGGGGCCGUAGACGUGGAGGGGCUGUACACCCUGGGGACAGUGGUGGUGGAUUAUCGUGGUUACCGUGUCACGGCCCAGUCGAUCAUCCCUGGCAUUCUGGAGAGAGAGCAGGAGCAGAGCGUUAUCUACGGGUCUAUCGACUUUGGGAAGACAGUGGUGUCUCAUGGGAAGUACCUGGAGCUUCUGGAGAGGACCAGUCGACCACUCAAGGUCCAGAGACACAAUGUGCUGAAUGAGAAGGAUGAGUCCGUGGAGCUGUGUUCCUCUGUUGAGUGUAAGGGCAUAAUUGGCAACGAUGGACGCCACUACAUCCUGGACCUUCUGAGGACUUUCCCCCCCGACCUGAACUUCCUGCCUGUGGAAGGAGAGGAGCUUUCCCCUGAGAGUGUGCGGCAUGGUUUCCCCCGCCAGCACCGCCACCGUCUGGCCUGCCUCCGACAGGAGCUCAUUGAGGCCUUUGUCGAGCACAGAUACCUCCUCUUCAUGAAGAUGGCAGCACUCCAGCUGAUGCAGCAGAAAGCUAACAAGGAGAGCAAGAUGGCCACCCUGACAGAGAAUAGCAGCCCUGAGGCAGCCGUUCCAGCCCUGCCCUCCACGGAGAACCCUGAUGCUUCAGCCAAGUCCUCAGAAACUUCCACAGAAACCCUCACUGACGGCAAGUCAGACGCAGUCCAGAUAGAGACCACCUCCACCUCUGAUGCCCCUCAGCCAGCAGCAACAGAAGCCACCACCAUAGGAGCAGCCCCCAAGGCAGAACAAACAACAGAAACGGACAGUCCCUCUGCUGCAGCAACAACCAUUAAUGCCUCCCAGGCAACCCCUACAGAGGAUAAUGUGGUUCCCACGGUGACCACCAAUGGGCCAUUGGUGCCUGUUGCCACAGCGAUUCAGAAUGGGGAGUGCGAGAGCCCUCUGGAGGGUAAGGCUGAGGAUAGUAUCCCGGGCUUAGCCCAGGCCAAAGAGCUGGCUGAGUCCUUAGCCGCGGAAGAUGGAUCCGUUAUCGACCCUAAAAGCCGUGAGGUUGUCCUCAACGCCUGCAAAGCCGUGGGUUCCAUCAGCAACACCUCCUUCGACAUCCGCUUCAACCCAGACAUCUUUUCUCCAGGAGUUCGUUUCCCCGAGGACAGUGUGGAUGACAUUCAGAAACAGAAGCAGCUGUUGAAGGAUGCUGCAGCCUUCCUGGUGUCCUGUCAGAUCCCCUCUCUGGUGAAGGACUGUCUGGACCACAGUGCUCUGCCUAUGGAUGGAGCCACACUGACUGAGGCUCUGCACCAGAGGGGCAUCAAUGUGCGUUACCUAGGCAAUGUGCUGGAGUUUGUGGACAAGACCCCAGCCAAGGCACAGCUGGAGCACUUCUAUAGAAUAGGUAUCAGCGAGUUGAUCACCAGAUGUGCGAAACAUAUCUUCAAGACAUACCUCCAGACUAUGUACUCCAUCUCCCAGGGUGUGGAGUUGUCGGCCCUCUCAGCCGCUGUCAGCCACUUCCUCAACUGCUUCCUGUCCUCCUUCCCUGAUGCCGUGGCACACCUGCCUGCCGACGAGCUCGUGUCGCGCCGCAAGAACCGUAAACGCCGUAACCGAGUCCCGGGGGGAGGGGACAACACGGCGUGGGCCAGCCUGACACCCAGUGAGCUGUGGAAGAACAUAGUCUCUGAGGCCCAGAGCUACUACAACUUCACUCUGCACUGCGAGAAUGCUGACCAGGUAGUGGAGAAAUACGCCCUUCAGAAGAUCACCCUGCUCAGAGAAAUCUCCAUCAAAGCUGGCAUCCAGAUCCUGAUAAAGGAGUAUAACUUUGACAGUCGCCACAAGCCUGCCUUCACAGAGGAGGACAUCCUUAACAUCUUCCCUGUGGUGAAGCACGUCAACCCCAAGGCCUCUGAUGCCUUUCACUUCUUCCAGAGUGGACAGGCCAAGGUCCAGCAAGGUUACCUUAAGGAGGGCUGUGAGUUGAUCAACGAGGCUUUGAACCUGUUCAACAACGUGUACGGGGCCAUGCACGUGGAGAUCUGUGCCUGCCUGCGUCUGCUGGCUCGCCUUAACUACAUCAUGGGAGACCACCAUGAGGCUCUCAGUAACCAACAGAAGGCUGUCUUGAUGAGUGAGAGGGUGCUGGGCGUCGAGCACCCCAACACUAUCCAGGAAUAUAUGCACUUGGCUCUGUACUGCUUUGCCAACGGUCAGCUGUCCACUGCCCUGAAGCUGCUGUAUCGUGCCCGCUACCUCAUGCUGAUGGUGUGUGGGGAGGACCACCCUGAGAUGGCGCUGCUAGACAGUAACAUUGGCCUGGUGCUGCAUGGAGUAAUGGAGUACGACCUGUCUCUGAGGUUCCUGGAGAACGCCUUGGCCAUUAACUCCAAAUACCACGGACCCCGCUCCCUCAAAGUAGCCCUCAGUCAUCAUCUGGUUGCGAGGGUUUACGAGAGCAAGGCGGAGUUCCGCUCUGCGCUCCAGCACGAAAAGGAGGGCUACACCAUCUACAAAAACCAGGUGGGAGAGGCCCACGAGAAGACUAAAGAGAGCUCAGAGUACCUGAAGUACCUCACACAGCAGGCUGUGGCUUUGCAGAGAACCAUGAACGAGAUCUACAAGAACGGCUCCAAUGCCAGCAUCAUGCCACUCAAGUUCACAGCACCCAGUAUGGCCAGUGUUCUGGAACAGCUCAAUAUUAUCAACGGCAUCAUCUUUAUACCACUCAGCCAAAAGGACUUGGAGAACCUGAAGGCGGAGGUUCAGCGGCGGCAGCAGCUUCAGGAGUCAGGAAAAAGCUUGGAGGAGCUUACUGUGGAUGGUCCACUAGAGCUGGAGGACAAAAUGCCCAUGGAUGUUAAUGUUGAUUAAUGUCAAACCCUCCACACCACACUACUUUCUGCAAGGAAACAGAUGUUAUGCAACAGCCAUCUCCUUGAAUGAGCAUGUGGACCUGAGAACUGAGCUGUCUAAAAAUUAACAAUGAAAACAAGAAGGGUGAAGGGUUGUUAGGGGCAGUCAAAGAGAAACAUCUAUGUAUACAGUAGGUAGAGUGUUUUAUAAGAGGAGCUUCAAGGAGUAACAGAGCAAGAGUUACAGUAUAUACAGGGGUAGGAGAAUUUAAUAAAAAGGAGAAUAUAGAAUCCAUGUUCAAUCUGAAAGCCCGUAGCCUUGAGCUUUGGUAAAGAAACAGAAGGAGUAAGUGUGUGUGUGGCUGUGUGUGAAAGCGACCAAGGACGACCAUGACAUUGUAUUACCAGAGCCUUAUCCACUGUUCAUCCCACUCCACAUCAACCAACUGUUCCCUUUACCCUCUUCAACUUUUAGCCGAAGGACCACGGUUUACCCCGGCAACACCUCCAAUACUCCUAAGAGAGCCACCGAGGCGACUAGGGCUUCUGGUUUCACCAUGGCCCCAAGUUGCCUUGAAAUAACAACUGACACCCUGUCCCAAAACUCGGGAUAAUUAUUAUAUUUUUUUUUACUGUGAACUAGAUCAGACUAAGAAACAGUAAUUAAAAGUAACAGUGAUUUCUGUUGGGCUACAGAUUGGAAGUUCUCUUCUCGUGCGUUUAGUAUUGUUAAACCUCACCUCCAGGCAUCCAUUUACUCGCUUGUGUUCCCUACGGUCAGUCAAACUAUUUGUAUUUCUAUUUAUCCCAGGUGGGUGGCUGCUGUGUCCUUUGGUUCUAUCACAGCAAUGAAACAGUGUGCUCUCAACCAAUCUUUUAGAAUGAUUUGUUACACCUUUUUUCUGUAAAAAUGUAUCUUUUUGUAAAAUCAAAAUGAAAGGGGGAGAAGAGAAGAGAUUUUUAGGUCUGUCAAUUAUCCAUUAUUUGAAAGAUAGAAUCAUUGAUUUCUGCAACAGCUAAGAGCUUUGACGCACGAGGCUAAACUCACCCACUGUCUUGGUCCCGUACCUACCACACACUAACAGCGUGACACGAACCUAUGCACAUGCGCUGAUACUGUGUUGGUGCGAAGUCUUGGAUCUCGCUUAUCGCAUUAUCUGCGGUGCUGCUCGUGGCAACGUCAUUUCACUGAGUCUACCUUUAAGCCAUAUCUGUUUUUAUAGAAAAUAGGAGUGGAAAUAUGUAUAAAUAAAUCUGUCUUGGUGGUUUAGACAGGUACUUGAUCAAUGUUUAUGGAAAUGCAGAAAGGAAACGUCCAACUAUGGCUUGAGCAGUAGACUAUUGGUCUCUUAUCUUAGAUGUGUCCAGUCUUCUAUUUUGCCACUUUUAAAGAAUAUGUGCAUGUAUGUUUGUGUAGUCUGAGAGAAGGAAUCAGAUAUGGCCAUGGUUUGCAACACUUCUGCUACUUCAUAGUGUAAUGGCUAGGUUGGGUAAGCCACGACCUUCCAAAUGUUUUAUUUUUUAUACACAAAGGCUGUGUUGACACAGGAAGGCCAAUUCAGGUAUUUUGCCCAAUUAUUUGGUGGCUCCCGAGUGGCGCAGCGGUCAAAGGCACUGCAUCUCACUGCAAUCCCUGGUUCAAAUCCAGGCUGCUUCACAUCCGACAGUGAUUGGGAGUCCCAAAGGGCGGUGCACAAUUGGCCCAGCGUUGGCCGGGGCUUUGUAAAUAAGAAUUUGUUCUUAACUGACUUGCCUAGUUAAAUAUAGGUUAAAUUUAAAUUGACAAAAGAUCUGAUUGGUCAAAAGACCAAUUAGUGGCAAAAAGAUAAAAAUUGGCUGCCUGUGUAAACGCAGCCAUCGUAAAAUAAUGGGACGGCUAAUAUAAACUUUUAUUCUCAUGUAACAUUCUUGGCCAGCGAUGUUGUAAAUCUGCUCAUAUGAAGUGAUUAUGUGAGAAACUUCACCCUAUCAUUUGAUAGAAUAGACAGACUAAACACAGCACCACCAAAAGUGGGUUGAGUAAGGCUGCUUCAAUAUACCAAAAAGGACUGAUAGAGGUGUGUGUGCGCUUGUGUACAUGCAGUGUGUUCGACCCUCCUUUGCAAAUUUCUUCCUAAAAAUUGUUGUGCUGUCUAAAUGUAUGUGACUAAGGCAAUAUAGAAGAUGCUGGAACUAAUUAUUUUGAAGUGCUGCACUUGUGUUGCUGCAAGACAAACAGCUGUCAUUGUAAGUAAAAGGGUGUCACCAAGAGAGAGGGGAAAAAACACGAAUUUCUUGAUUAUUAUGCUCCUGAAAAAAAUUGUGGAACAAUAAUAGAACUUGGUAUGUGAUUGUGCCUAAUUUAUGCUUUGAAAUGAAACCAGGGUGUUAUUGGUUUUUUGUCAGCCCUUCAAAGCUUUUUUAAAAUUUGAUUUAUUUUAUUUUGGUUUCUUUUCAUUUGUACUUAUGUAUGUCAUAGGGACAUCACUGGUUUCCUUUUUGAAGUGUAUGUGCAUUUCCUUCCUCCCCUCAGGUUCAACUUCCUCCUUUAUGAAUGUCAGUCCUGUCUUGCAGUACCCUUAGUGGCCAUGGGGCGGUGCACUAGAGAGUACUUCCUUUGGAAUUAUCAGAAACAAAUGAAAAGGCUUUAUUAAUGUGAAAAAUGUUUUUGUCCCAUAAGGAUGUUCAAAAGCAUAUGUCCAGGCUAGUGUGUAACUAUUUCAUAUGUUUCUCAUUCGAUUGACUUUGAGGGAAGCAAAAUAAACAAGUAUUUGAUGGAAUUGAUGAUGACAUGAACCUGAAAAAUUGCAAAGGCUGCUACUUGAUGAACAUUGGUGAACUUGUUGAAAUCCUUAAGUCUAUUGUUUGAGACUUAGACAUUUCUGAUAGAAUAAACUCGUUGAGAGUGAUCAAAAAUGCUUUUGUCUGCCUAGAGAUCUAUUUUUUUUCCAUGGAUCAUCAAAUCAUGGUGCUUCUAUUCUAUUUAAUCACCAAGGCACUAAUUCUUGUUGUUGAGCUGUAAUUAUGUUCUAAUUGUGUAGUAAUAUACCUCUUGAUACAUUCAAGUAAUUUUAUGAUAAAAUGAUUUGACUGUUCUUUAGAUUAAUUCAGUAGGGAGUGACAGACCUCCAGUUUAUUUUAUCAAAGCAAAGACCAUGUAUAAUUUUGUCAAUUUAACAUUUUCAAUUUCCAGAUCAUUCAUAUUACAUAUUGCUUCAUCUUAUGUAAACCCCUUGGUUUGUAUGGAUGGAUGUCUUUAAAUUCUGAAUGUCUCCAAAUGUAGAUUACAAAACAAAACCUGAAUGUUGAGUGAAAUGUUUGUGCAAAAUUACAUUUUGGGCGUUUAUAAGGCCAUAAGGCAUUGGAGAAGUCACCUGAACAUUCAAAGCUCUUCAAAUCACUCCCAGCACUUCAUCGAUGUCAAACAUAGGAGACUGUUAUUAUGUACAUUUACACGCAUGCAUUUUGUGUUCUACCCAAUUUUAAUUAAAAAUGUGUAUUUGUUGAGAUGACACAUCUAUUUACCUAAACGUCACACAAGAAGCCACCAAUAGAUCGGUCUAUUUACUACUUUAAAAAAAUAGAAGGCUCUGACCAAGAUUUCAUAGUUCAACUGAGCUGGGUUGUCUGCACUCUUGUCUAGUGGGGAGAAAAAGAGGUCCUAUGGGGCAAAGACAGUACAAAUCUGGUCUCUAUCACCUCAGUGUAGAUGGAUGUCUAAUGCGCACUGAUCAGCUUGCAUUGUCUCUGUGUGGCACUCAAAAUGAGGGUUUGUCUGUUUGAGGGUUUGUUCUUCUGUUUUCUCUUUUCUUGAACUAAUGAGAUUUUUUCUGCAUAUUCUAGUGUUAAAGUCUGCUUCCCUUGCUGUGUGGUACCUAUCUGUUGCUCUUUACAAAAUAACAAUCUAAUUAUUUUUGGUCAGAGUAUGCUUUUGUAUUAAAAUUAAUAAAGAAAACUAGCAAAUAA